Diatraea saccharalis (sugarcane borer) is the source of this 1743-nucleotide messenger RNA. The record is from the annotation of a GenBank genome assembly. Lineage: Eukaryota; Metazoa; Arthropoda; Insecta; Lepidoptera; Crambidae.
GUUUAAUCGGUGCACCUAUGGUCUCGUAUAGAAUUGUUGCAAAUAAGUAAUAAGAAACUCGCGUAACACGUUCAUUCGCUAUUCGUAAGUGGGAGGCAGACACGGCGCUGCGCCGCUGUGAAACAGUACCGGUGCGCAGUGAACUGACACAUCCGUUGGACUUGCGCGUGUCGGUCAAGGCGACCUCUGGCAAAAUUACGUAAUUCUAUCAGAAAACUAAGUGAAUUCUUGGGUGUGUUCGAAAAAUACCCCUUAGCUCAUCAGUUCGCGUAGUACUUUCACAAGCUUCACUUCUCAAACUCUAUAGAAUUUUGAAAUAUUAAUCCAUUAUGAAUUAUAAACUCAAAGUUACCAUCCCAGUGGUUGUAUGCGGUGGCGCUGUUCUUGCAUAUUACCUCAUCAGGAGAAAAGCAGCAGCUAUGGUGGACGCCGCAACCCUUGAGAAAUUGGAGGCUGGUUUCAGCAAACUCCAGGCUUCAGACUCUAAGUCGCUGCUGAAGAAGUACCUUACCAGGGAGGUAUUCGAUGCUCUCAAGAACAAGAAGACCUCCUUCGGCUCAACACUCUUAGACUGCAUUCAAUCAGGUGUUGAGAACUUGGACUCUGGUGUUGGAAUCUACGCCCCUGAUGCUGAGGCGUAUGUUGUCUUCGCUGACUUGUUUGACCCUAUCAUCGAGGACUACCACAAUGGUUUCAAGAAAACCGACAAGCAUCCAGCUAAGAACUGGGGUGAUGUAGAAACUCUUGGAAAUCUGGACCCUGCUGGCGAGUUCGUAGUAUCUACACGUGUCCGCUGUGGUCGCUCUAUGGAGGGAUACCCAUUCAAUCCCUGCCUCACAGAGGCCCAGUACAAAGAAAUGGAAGACAAAGUAUCGUCCACUCUGUCUGGACUCGAGGGUGAACUUAAGGGCACAUUCUACCCCCUCACUGGCAUGUCCAAGGAGACCCAACAACAGUUGAUCGAUGACCACUUCCUCUUCAAAGAGGGAGACCGCUUCCUCCAGGCUGCCAAUGCUUGCCGUUUCUGGCCCACAGGCCGUGGCAUUUAUCAUAAUGAGAACAAAACCUUCCUGGUCUGGUGCAAUGAGGAGGACCAUCUCCGCCUCAUCUCCAUGCAGAUGGGUGGUGACUUGAAGCAGGUAUACAAGAGGCUGGUGACCGCCGUUAACGACAUCGAGAAGAGGAUUCCUUUCUCACACAAUGAUCGUCUCGGUUUCUUGACUUUCUGCCCGACCAACUUGGGUACAACCGUCCGUGCCUCAGUGCACAUCAAGUUGCCGAAGUUGGCUGCUGACAAGGCCAAGUUGGAGGAAGUCGCGUCCAAAUACCACUUGCAGGUGCGCGGCACCCGCGGCGAGCACACCGAGGCAGAAGGUGGUGUUUACGACAUUUCCAACAAGAGGCGCAUGGGUCUCACCGAGUACGAAGCCGUCAAGGAGAUGCACGAUGGCAUCGCUGAACUGAUCAAAAUUGAGAAGUCUCUGUAAGAAGUUAUCGAUCUCGCGAUAUCAGUAUUUUUUGUAUUAUUUAUCGUUUCAUGUAAGUAUUGGAUGUGAGGGGGUCGACGGGCGAGACUAGUCAGCGGCGUCGCUCACGGCGUCCGGGCGCGCAGGCGGCCCUAUAUACUGUUUUUCGUAAAAGUAUUUUCUAUAAGGAAAUGGAAAAUAAAGACAGCUAGCGUUAAGACCAAAAGAAUUCUUUUUAUUUAUUACUCCACAUUUUUUUUCUAUACCUGAAAUAGGA